Dicentrarchus labrax (European seabass) is the source of this 6456-nucleotide messenger RNA. Its product is annotated as sialoadhesin-like. The transcript has 29 exons. The record is from RefSeq and is a predicted model, not a curated record. NCBI's taxonomy places the organism in Eukaryota, Metazoa, Chordata, Actinopteri, Moronidae. The coding region runs from base 60 to 6023 and encodes 1987 amino acids.
UGAUCUGUCUGCCUGGAAGACCUGAAGAAAAUAGUUUCUGUCUCUCCUGACACACAAAGAUGGCUGCAGCUCUGACUCUCCUUCUCAUUGGCUGUCUGCUGCAGAGUGUCCACUGUGGAGAGUUUAAGGUCACUAUGCCGCAGACUAUAGAAGUUCUCAGGGGAUCCUGUGUGACCAUCCCCUGCUCCUUUGAUAUAAAGGACGGAUAUAGAUCAGACUUAGAUAGAACAUGUAAAGCAAUGUGGAAAAAUGAACAAGGGACUGUUGUGUUUGACAGCAGUAAUCCACAAUCGUCUACAAUAAAAGGAAAUUUGACAGGAGACUUAACAAAAAGAGACUGCACCACAACCCUGAACAACAUGCAACCUGAACACAGCAACAAAUAUUACCUCAGAGUGGAAUGUAACAAUCGCCUGAAACAAAAUUUUAAUCAACAAAAGUUGGACAUUUCAGUAAAAAAUGAUCCUCCCAGACCGACUCUGACUCCGUCCACACUGGAGAUGGAGGAGGGAACCUCAGUGAGUUUGAAGUGCUCUGCUCCAGCUCCCUGUCUGUCUCAUCCUCCAACUCUGACAUGGACCCCCAGCCUGGGUCACAGUCAGGAGACACUGGAGGAGAAUCAGGACAAAACUAAAGUCAAGACCUCUGUUGUGACCUUCACUGCUUCUCACCUCCAUCACAGACAGGAAAUCUCCUGUACUGCCGUCUACAACAAACAAGAUGGCAGCACUGAGUCAUCUGUUAGCACAAGUUUAACAGCUGAUAUUUCACGUCCGUUUAAGGUCACUAUGCCGCCGACUAUAGAGGUUCUCAGGGGAUCCUGUGUGAACAUCCCCUGCUCCUUUGAUAUAGAGGACACAUAUACAUCAGACUUAGGUGGAACCUGUAAAGCAAUGUGGAAAAAUGAACAACAGACUGUUGUGUUUGACAGCAGUAAUCCACAAUCGUCUAUAGGAAAAUUGACAGGAGACUUAACAAAAAGAGACUGCACCACAACCCUGAACAACAUGCAACCUAAACACAGCAACAAAUUUCACCUCAGAGUGGAAUGUGACAAUCGACUGAAACAUAAUUUUAUUGGACAAAAGUUGGACAUUUCAGUAAAAAAUGAUCCUCUCAGACCGACUCUGACUCCGUCCACACUGAAGGUGGAGGAGGGAACCUCAGUGAGUUUGAAGUGCUCUGCUCCAGCUCCCUGUCUGUCUCAUCCUCCAACUCUGACAUGGACCCCCAGCCUGGGUCACAGUCAGGAGACACUGGAGGAGAAUCAGGACAAAACUAAAGUCAAGACCUCUGUUGUGACCUUCACUGCUUCUCACCUCCAUCACAGACAGGAAAUCUCCUGUACUGCCGUCUACAACAAACAAGAUGGCAGCACUGAGUCAUCUGUUAUCACAAGUUUAACAGCUGAUAUUUCAUAUUCACCCAAACACACCACAGUGUCAGUCAGUCCCUCUGGUCCAGUACCAGUAGACAGCACUGUGACUCUGACAUGCAGUAGUACUGCCAACCCAGCAGUAAGGAACUACACCUGGUACAGAGCUGAUGGAGGCCAGGAGACUUUUAUUGGGACCGGACGUGUUUUAAACAUUAAAGCUUCUGAAGUCAGUGGUCCUUUUUUCUGCAAGGCUGAAAAUGAUCUUGGAGCUGGACGAUCCAACAUCAGUCAAAUAGAUGUUCAGUAUUCACCCAAACACACCACAGUGUCAGUCAGUCCCUCUGGUCCAGUACCAGAAGACAGCACUCUGACUCUGACAUGCAGUAGUACUGCCAACCCAGCAGUAAGGAACUACACCUGGUACAGAGCUGAUGGAGGCCAGGAGACUUUUAUUGGGACUGGACGUGUUUUAAACAUUAAAGCUUCUGAAGUCAGUGGUCCUUUUUUCUGCAAGGCUGAAAAUGAUCUUGGAGCUGGACGAUCCAACAUCAGUCAAAUAGAUGUUCAGUAUUCCCCCAAACACACCACAGUGUCAGUCAGUCCCUCUGGUCCAGUUCCAGAAGACAGCACUGUGACUCUGACAUGCAGUAGUACUGCCAACCCAGCAGUAAGGAACUACACCUGGUACAGAGCUGAUGGAGGCCAGGAGACUUUUAUUGGGACCGGAUAUGUUUUAAACAUUAAAGCUUCUGAAGUCAGUGGUCCUUUUUUCUGCAAGGCUGAAAAUGAUCUUGGAGCUGGACGAUCCAACAUCAGUCAAAUAGAUGUUCAGUAUUCACCCAAACAUACCACAGUGUCGGUCAGUCCCUCUGGUCCAGUACCAGAAGACAGCACUGUGACUCUGACAUGCAGUAGUACUGCCAACCCAGCAGUAAGGAACUACACCUGGUACAGAGCUGAUGGAGGCCAGGAGACUUUUAUUGGGACCGGACGUGUUUUAAACAUUAAAGCUUCUGAAGUCAGUGGUCCUUUUUUCUGCAAGGCUGAAAAUGAUCUUGGAGCUGGACGAUCCAACAUCAGUCAAAUAGACGUUCAGUAUUCACCCAAACACACCACAGUGUCAGUCAGUCCCUCUGGUCCAGUACCAGAAGACAGCACUGUGACUCUGACAUGCAGUAGUACUGCCAACCCAGCAGUAAGGACCUACACCUGGUACAGAGCUGAUGGAGGCCAGGAGACUUUUAUUGGGACUGGACGUGUUUUAAAUAUUGAAGCUUCUGAAGUCAGUGGUCCUUUUUUCUGCAAGGCUGAAAAUGAUCUUGGAGCUGGACGAUCCAACAUCAGUCAAAUAGACGUUCAGUAUUCACCCAAACACACCACAGUGUCAGUCAGUCCCUCUGGUCCAGUACCAGAAGACAGCACUGUGACUCUGACAUGCAGUAGUACUGCCAACCCAGCAGUAAGGAACUACACCUGGUACAGAGCUGAUGGAGGCCAGGAGACUUUUAUUGGGACUGGACGUGUUUUAAACAUUAAAGCUUCUGAAGUCAGUGGUCCUUUUUUCUGCAAGGCUGAAAAUGAUCUUGGAGCUAGACGAUCCAACAUCAGUCAAAUAGACGUUCAGUAUUCACCCAAACACACCACAGUGUCAGUCAGUCCCUCUGGUCCAGUACCAGAAGACAGCACUGUGACUCUGACAUGCAGUAGUACUGCCAACCCAGCAGUAAGGAACUACACCUGGUACAGAGCUGAUGGAGGCCAGGAGACUUUUAUUGGGACCGGACGUGUUUUAAACAUUAAAGCUUCUGAAGUCAGUGGUCCUUUUUUCUGCAAGGCUGAAAAUGAUCUUGGAGCUGGACGAUCCAACAUCAGUCAAAUAGAUGUUCAGUAUUCACCCAAACACACCACAAUGUCAGUCAGUCCCUCUGGUCCAGUACCAGAAGACAGCAAUGUGACUCUGACAUGCAGUAGUACUGCCAACCCAGCAGUAAGGAACUACACCUGGUACAGAGCUGAUGGAGGCCAGGAGACUUUUAUUGGGACCGGACAUGUUUUAAACAUUAAAGCUUCUGAAGUCAGUGGUCCUUUUUUCUGCAAGGCUGAAAAUAAUCUUGGAGCUGGACGAUCAAACAUCAGUCAAAUAGAUGUUCAGUAUUCACCCAAACACACCACAGUGUCAGUCAGUCCUUCUGGUCCAGUACCAGAAGACAGCAAUGUGACUCUGACAUGCAGUAGUACUGCCAACCCAGCAGUAAGGAACUACACCUGGUACAGAGCUGAUGGAGGCCAGGAGACUUUUAUUGGGACCGGACCUGUUUUAAACAUUAAAGCUUCUGAAGUCAGUGGUCCUUUUUUCUGCAAGGCUGAAAAUGAUCUUGGAGCUGGACAAUCCAACAUCAGUCAAAUAGACGUUCAGUAUUCCCCCAAAAACACCACAGUGUCAGUCAGUCCUUCUGGUCCAGUACCAGAAGACAGCAAUGUGACUCUGACAUGCAGUAGUACUGCCAACCCAGCAGUAAGGAACUACACCUGGUACAGAGCUGAUGGAGGCCAGGAGACUUUUAUUGGGACCGGACCUGUUUUAAACAUUAAAGCUUCUGAAGUCAGUGGUCCUUUUUUCUGCAAGGCUGAAAAUGAUCUUGGAGCUGGACGAUCCAACAUCAGUCAAAUAGACGUUCAGUAUUCACCCAAACACACCACAGUGUCAGUCAGUCCCUCUGGUCCAGUACCAGAAGACAGCACUGUGACUCUGACAUGCAGUAGUACUGCCAACCCAGCAGUAAGGAACUACACCUGGUACAGAGCUGAUGGAGGCCAGGAGACUUUUAUUGGGACCGGACGUGUUUUAAACAUUAAAGCUUCUGAAGUCAGUGGUCCUUUUUUCUGCAAGGCUGAAAAUGAUCUUGGAGCUGGACGAUCCAACAUCAGUCAAAUAGACGUUCAGUAUUCACCCAAACACACCACAGUGUCAGUCAGUCCCUCUGGUCCAGUACCAGAAGACAGCACUGUGACUCUGACAUGCAGUAGUACUGCCAACCCAGCAGUAAGGAACUACACCUGGUACAGAGCUGAUGGAGGCCAGGAGACUUUUAUUGGGACCGGACCUGUUUUAAACAUUAAAGCUUCUGAAGUCAGUGGUCCUUUUUUCUGCAAGGCUGAAAAUGAUCUUGGAGCUGGACGAUCCAACAUCAGUCAAAUAUAUGUUCAGUAUUCACCCAAACACACCACAGUGUCAGUCAGUCCCUCUGGUCCAGUACCAGAAGACAGCAAUGUGACUCUGACAUGCAGUAGUACUGCCAACCCAGCAGUAAGGAACUACACCUGGUACAGAGCUGAUGGAGGCCAGGAGACUUUUAUUGGGACCGGACCUGUUUUAAACAUUAAAGCUUCUGAAGUCAGUGGUCCUUUUUUCUGCAAGGCUGAAAAUGAUCUUGGAGCUGGACGAUCCAACAUCAAUCAAGUAAAGGUUCAGUAUUCACCCAAACACACCACAGUGUCAGUCAGUCCCUCUGGUCCAGUACCAGAAGACAGCAAUGUGACUCUGACAUGCAGUAGUACUGCCAACCCAGCAGUAAGGAACUACACCUGGUACAGAGCUGAUGGAGGCCAGGAGACUUUUAUUGGGACCGGACCUGUUUUAAACAUUAAAGCUUCUGAAGUCAGCGGUCCUUUUUUCUGCAAGGCUGAAAAUGAUCUUGGAGCUGGACGAUCCCAUAUCAGUCAAAUAGACGUUCAGUUUGCUCCACAGAUCCUGUUCUCCUCUGAUUGCACCAAAACUGCAGACCAGCUCAACUGUUCCUGUGAGACUGUGGGAAAGCCUUCUCCCACUUUACAGUGGUAUUUGGAUGGGUUACCUUUCAAUCACUCGGACAAGUUUGCAAUCAGCAAUAAGCCUCUGAAUGAGACAAGUCUGAGGAGCAUCAUCACUGUGAAUCAACCACAAUGGAGGAAUCUUUCCACUUUGUUCUGCCGCAGCUCCAACUCUGUGGGAUCUGCUACUCAGAGGUUUUAUGUCUACAGUGUUGAGCCUCAAACAUCUGCACAAAGUCACGACCAAGUGAAAAUGACAGUCUCCAUCAUCAUAGUUGUCGCACUGCUAGUAGUAGUAUGUGCUCUGCUGUUAGUCAUCAGAGCUCAGAAGACUCGCCAUAACCUUCCUAAGGGCACCGUCGUUGUGAGUGAACUUCUAACAAGUGGAGAAGGAAACGAGGUACCCAACACAACAGAAGACGACAUUUAUGUCAACGCCAGUGUGCUGAGACAGGAAGACGUCGCCCAUCCUGCAGCUGUCUCUGAGCCAAACAACGGCGACUCGCCAAGCUCUGGGCCAAACAAUGCAGAAGGAGCCGAUAAAAACUCAGAGAAGAAGAAUGAAGGAGGCAGCGACGUGGUUUACGCGAGUGUGGACUGGAAGAGCAAGAGCAAGAAGAAGAAGAAGGAAGAAGACGCUGUGGACAUGGAUCAGCCUGGUAGCUCCUAUCUUGAGGAGGAGAGGUGCAUGGUGGGAGGCAUGAGCAGAAAUUAUGUGAGCAAUGCAAUGGAGAUGGGAAGCCUAUAUGACAAUGUAGAGCCUAGAAAUGUGAAGAGGGAAGUGGAAUGUGAAUAUGCCCAGGUUCAAUUUAAAAAAAAAAGUGAGAAGAAAUAGAUCACACUUCUAUAUUGCUCUGCCUAUUUUUAAAACAAUAUAUUCAGAAUGUCUUGUUCUCUUGUACAUACGUUUCCAUACGUUUUCCAUUUGCUUUUUGUUGUUGCUUUGAAACAGAAUUUCAAAUGUACAGAAUUAUGUUUAAUUGUUUUUAAGUUCAUGGUGUUUUUAACAUUGUGCAGAUUUUGUGUCACUGAAUAAUUUUGUUUUAUGUGCAUAAUAUACUGUAUUUUUAUAUAUAAUUUUAAGUCAUAUAAUUAUGUUUGGCAUGUGUAAAUUGACAGAUACUCUUCUGUUUUACAUCUAUUUAGUAGUUUUGGGAUAUUUUGUUUAUUAUAUUAUUUUGAACAUUAGAUUUUUGUUGAAACAUACCUUGCUGUAGGUGUAUAAACGCAAAAAAGAGCACAAUAAAUAAAAAAAUAUAUGGUCUCUA